GGUCGGCCAAUCAUUACGAGCUACGGUUUCUAUUGGCACUAAUUCCGGUGUCCCAUUGGCCGAGCUGGUUGUAAACAGUGAAAAUGUGCCAUUCGGCCGGCGGUUGGCGAUGCUGGUAGUGGCGGUGAAGCUUUUUGAAGCCGACGCAAUUUUUACCGCGCCGUGUUUAUACCCAAUAGCAGUGCACGGGUGGUGUUAUUAGCAGCGUCAGCGGGAUGCCAAUGGUGUCGCUGAUGAUGGUGGAAACUGUGCUACCUGCAACAUUCGCACAACCCCGAUACCUCGCCGUCCCGUUGCGAUAGCGUGUGUUAUUAUUGUUGUUAGCCGUUUCCUCCGUCGUCUACCGUCGAACCGUUUUGCUUCGAGGCGAGCGUGCCUCUUUGUGCCUAGUGACAUUCGGUGCGCGUUGUUGCUGUUGUUGUGCGAGUGUGUGAAAAAAUAGUGCAACCUCAACCUCAGUCAGCGGAAACCAAUCAAUCAAGCAGACCAAUCAACAUCUGGCCGAAGGUUUGGCGCCUCUUGCCUUGCGUUUGGAGCAAAAGCUCCCCCAAAGCAGCAGCAGCAGCAAGUGCAGUGCAACCCUGCUCCACCAAUCCUGCCUGUUGGCGCGAGCGCGCACACACACACGCACGAACGCACGUACGGUAGGGCGCACCAAACGUCAGUCGGUCCCGUUUCCUAUUCGCGGAGCGGAUAGACAACCGAUUGGAUAAGAAUAGUAGCGAAUCCGGGCGAAGAUUGCUCCGGCUUCUUCCUGUGGCGAGCUUGCGUUGUUGGUGUUACUGCAGGAAACCUGUCAAGCAAAAGCGAAACCGAAACAAACUAAGAGAAAGAAGAAGAAGAAAACGACACAAUAAGAAGGUGAAAACUUGGGCAAGAAGAGGGAACGAGAGCAUAAGACAGAGAGAGAGAGGGAGAGGGAGGGAGGGAGAAAGAGAGUGAGAUUGCUACCCCACUCCAGCUCCAGCUGCUCCAGCUGUGGAUGCAUUUGAGCCCCAAUGAGCUGCUGGCCCGUAAAAGGGAAGCGACCGUACAUAGGGCGACUGCCUGCGAACCCCUGCACUGGCUGAGCAGGAUGUGCUUAUGAUACGGUGAUACAUAGGGAACCGGCCGCAGCCCAUGGUAUCGAUAUUGAAGGCAAUGGAGACGCACUCGAACCCGGGCUCGGGCGCGACGGCCGGAACGGCUGGUACGCCGACGGUCACGGGAUCGCGCACGACCACCCCGAUGCUGACGUCAUCAUCUGGCUCGAACGGAGCAACGGCAACAGCAGCAGCAGCAGCAGCAGCGACGAGUGGCGGCGUGGAGUUCGGUUCGGGGGGCAAGGAGCGCCUCAGCGAGUCGCAGCGAUGCAUCCAGAUGUUCUGGCCCGCCGUGAUGAGCGAGAUGCAGGAGAUCACGCACGUCGAGCCGGGCAACCAGGUGCUGCCGCUGGCGCGCAUCAAGAAAAUCAUGAAGCUGGACGAGGACGUGAAGAUGAUCUCGUCGGAUGCGCCGCUGCUCUUCGCCAAAGCGAUCGAAAUAUUCAUCCACGAGCUGACGCUCCGGGCCUGGCUGCAUACCGAGCACAACAAGCGGCGCACGCUGCAGCGGAGCGACAUCGCGAUGGCCAUCACCAAGUACGACCAGUUCGACUUUCUCAUCGACAUCGUGCCGCGCGAGGAGAUCAAGGUGUACAAGAAGGAGUACGAGGUGAAGGCGGUCACCAGCGGCGGCCCGGCGACACCGGGCAGCACGGCCAGUGGGGCGGGCGAGAGUGAAGUGCAGUACUACCUGCAGCUGGCGCAAACGCAUCACCAGGCGCUGCAGCAAGCGACGACGGGUACGAAGCUCACCACGGCCACACCGGUGGCGGUGAACGGCGGUGGCGGUGGUGGUGGUGCUGCAGUCUUGGAACUCGCCACUCCGACGACCAACGCUACGGAACCUCCACCGGGUGCCAGCAACAACGAGUCUCAAGCGACCAGCGCGCAAUCACCAACCGGUCCGGGCACGAUACAAGGCGGCUCGGCGCCGAACAACAUCAUCUUCUCGAAUUCGGUCGCCACCGGAGCGAGCGGCAAUCCGAUGCCCGUGCAGUUGUUCCAACACGUCCUCACACAAUCUGGCGAAAUCACACAAAUUCCGAUUUCGAUUCCACAAAGCCCACUGAACUUUCUGCGGGCGGCGGGAGGGGCGGCGGGGACGGCCGGCGGUUCGGCUCAGCCGUUUUUCAUCCAGGCAGCCCCGAUGGGAGCGGGUCCCACCAUCAUUCACACCACGCCGGCCGGCGUCUUUCUUAGCGCGAGUCAACUGCAUCAGCUACAGCAGCAGCAACAACAGCAGCAGCAGCAGCAGCAGCAGCAACAACAACAGCAACAAACACAAUCUGUACAGCAGCAACGGGACUGAGCGCGUCCGUUGUUGAACACGCCAAACUGCGAAGCGCUAGUAUAACUGAAACGGCCGUGCCGAGCGUUUUAAAAUGUAAAUAUCUUCUUUUUUUUGAGGCCCUUUCCUCGACUGGACUAGGGAGUGUGAGAUAGGCAAGUACCUUUGCGAGGAGGUAUUAUAUAGAGUAGAACACACACACACACAGAUUUCGGAACAUUAGGGUUACGCUGGCACAGCAUGUGUGAAGUCUUGAGGGAAUCAUAUGAAUUAAUUUAGACAUUUUAUCAACUAUCGAAAACACCCGUUUUAGCACCGUAGGGUUCUUUAAACAUCCCUAUUGCUUUGAAAUCUUGUUUGUUUGGAAUGCUGAAUGUUUUUUUAGCGAUAUUUUUGACCGCUCUUUGUUGGACGCUAUAACUUCUAAUUUUUUAUGCUUUUUCUUAUCCUUAAACAGCUACAGCUUUUUAGUAUAUUUGUAGACUAAAACGGUACGGUGAAAAGCAAAAACAAAGAUCGACUCCUUUUUAACCUUUAUGCUUUUCGAAAUGUAAAGUGUAAAUUCCAAAAAACGUGUGUGCUAGAACGCAGAUCGCAUUAAGCAACAUAAAAAAAAUAAUUAAAUUAAAUUAGUUAAAUAAAAAUCCACAAUGACCUCGUUGUGGAUUUUUAAAUUUUCCAUAGGCUUUGCUCCAUUAUUCAUUCGCAAUCGUGUCGAUGCGGGAUGCGUUACUAUGGAGAUGGACGUUACUUUUGUUCUUCGAGGUCAAUUUAUGGUGUAA
Molecule: messenger RNA, 3152 nt
Organism: Anopheles coustani
Lineage: Eukaryota; Metazoa; Arthropoda; Insecta; Diptera; Culicidae
Product: nuclear transcription factor Y subunit gamma-like
Exons: 3
Coding region: 1120-2391 (423 amino acids)
Biological process (GO): regulation of DNA-templated transcription
Cellular component (GO): nucleus; CCAAT-binding factor complex
Molecular function (GO): DNA binding; DNA-binding transcription activator activity, RNA polymerase II-specific; protein heterodimerization activity
Source: RefSeq, a predicted model, not a curated record